UGUUUCAAAUGUCCCAAGUGAAAAUCUUUCCCGUAAAAUAGGAUGUACCCAAUACUUCUAUCUUCUAUUUUGUCUUCUAUACCACCACUACAACACAACAAUUUCAUGUCCAUUGUGGACACUGGUCCAAAUUCAACUGAGUUGCUUGUCCGAUUUUCUUGUGGGGUCCGGUUUCCGGCAGGUCUACCGGUCCGGCAUAGUGGGUCCCGGCCCACCCGACCUAAACAUUAUAUUCUUACUCAUCUGUGCUUCAGUUUUAACACAUAAAAAUAAUCUAUCACUCUGUGGACAUAAAAAAAAUAUGGGUGUGGGUUUGAGGCUUGAGCGUGUAAACUGUGGAGUGUCUUUUGUGUCAGUGUUAUUUUUCUUUGGUUUUUUAAUUUUUUGAGUUUUAAUAAUUUUAUAUUUUUUUCGCCAAAUGCUUUUUAUGUUUUAUAUUGUUCAAUGAGUUUCUUAAUAAUUUAAUUAACUUGUUGAAUAUGGGCACAAGUACAAUGGGGAGUGAUUUGCAUUCUGAUAAGCAGGAUAAGCUUUUAAAGCUACAAGCUCGUAAGAAGGAACUAGAGCAGAUGCUAGCAGCUAAAAAUGAAGAACUAUACAAGUUGUGCGUGCAAGAAGUCCAAUUAACGGGAAUCAUGCCACCUGAAGCUCCCUUGAGUCCAGAAGUCCCACAAAGAGAAAGAUUGGGAAGUAUACGUAGUGUAGAUCGUUCCACAGAUGGUACUGAUGUACAAGAUGGUUGUGACAAAACCUCUAGGCGCCUCAAAGUAAAUGACAGACACGAAGCGGAGCAUAACUUGCGUAAGAACAUUUCUCACCGUCUAUCUACGCCAUCCAUCUCGGGUAUGUCUGGCAAGAGCGUUCAUUCUAGACAAGUACGACGUCCUGAGACAAGUUGUUCUAACUUUUUUCCUUCUCCACCCCAAGAGCGUAAUCCUGAAACAUUUUCUAUACACACUUCACACACCUACCCUGCUUUAGCCAAUCGUCAUGAUGGCCUACCCAGUGAAAAUAUUCAUGUUGAAUUACAACAAGGGCCAGCUUACCGUCAUCAUACAAUGGCUACUGAAUAUACUAAUAAAAUAUAUUAUAGCAAUACACCAUCUGAAGCUCAUAAUGUGUCUCGUUUACGAGAAACCCACUUUAGUUCCAGUCAUCCAGACAUAACUACUCAUUAUACACAUGGAUCAAUUGCCCAGCAUACUAUUCCUCAGCAGAAUAGCAUGCGUAGUACACCUUUAUUAUAUCAGUAUGCAUCACAAUUAAAAGCACAGAGCCAGCAUUUAGGAGCUUUAAAUCAUCACCACCAAAUGCAAGCACAGCCUAAGAGAAGAAAUGAAGGUGUUCGACGAAAUACUUUACAGAGAACCCAAACAUAUCACCUUACAUCACAUAGUGAUUAUAACCACCAUUUAGAAAAUAUGUCUGAGGGCUAUCGCCCCCCAGCACCAGUUUACCAACACAGAUCACAACCAGAUAUACAGGAACCACCAAUACCCAAACCAAUUGAAAGAAAUAUACCUGUACCAAAUACGCUGCCCUUACGUGAACGAAAUACAAUUAAAAAUCCACUCUAUCUACAGUUACAAGUAUCAACUGAAGAUUAUCUUGAUGAGAGUCGACAAUACAUUGAUCCUUUAAGCCCAGUAAGUCAAAUGUCUGGUUAUUCCCAUAAUUUUGAUUCUGUUAGUAUGAACAAAUUCUCUCCACUCUCCCAGGAUUCUAGGAAAGAAAAGCAAUGGUAUGAAACAUCUCUGGAUUCUCCCACUCGAGAGCCACCUAUGCUUAAAAAGAGUGCAAGCUUAAAGCGUAGUCCUAGCUUAGGAAAUUCUCAACCAUAUGAAAUUAUGAUUUCUUCUGGACGUCACAUGGCCAUGCAUAGUCCAAACCACACACCAAACAGCCCACCAGUAAUGUCACCUGGUGCUAUCUCUUUAGAAUCACCCAAAAACUUGACUGUUAUUGAACAGGGUAAAUGUAUACCAUAUAGAGAAGAGACAAAACCAUUUGAAAUGUCCGAUUUUUAUAAAUAUUCUACAAAAUUUCGUCAGUCAAAUGUACAAAAGCCACCACCACCCCAACCAGUUCAAAACUUGAAUAAUAUGUAUAAUAAAUUGCCAAUGGAGUUGCCACAAUAUAGUCAAGAAAAUUGGCAUCCUAGCAACUAAUGAAAUCACUUAACUUAUACAUAUUUCAUGAUUAAUUGUUAUGAAUUAUAGUUAGUUACUCUUGCUAAUAUUUAAGUACUUAAGUCAAAACAGUCCAGAUCUCCUUUUUAUAUUUGAUUCAAAUGAGGUAAUUUUUAAUGUCUUUGAGUUAUUAAUAUUAAAAUCAAAAUAGACUGUGAUAGACAGACAUUUAGUAUUAAUUGUUUAUUUUUAAUGAUCAGCAAUUAAAUCAAUAACAAAGUAUAUAUUUCAUGUUACAUUUAUGCCUAUGAAGAAAACAAUGUUUAAUAUCUCCUCUUACAUUAUAAUCUGGUGGUUAUAAAUCUGUAUUGCUGUCGCAGUAUGAAGUUACAGAGUAAAGGGGCUGAUGUUGAAUAUAAAUUUAUCUAAUUUUACUUAUGAAAGUAGCAUAGAAAUUUAUUGCUAGGACAUGGACAACAUUUUUUUGAGCUUGUUUUAACAAAUUGUAAAGAUAUUAAUAUGUUUUUGAUAAUCAACCCACCGCUGUUCAAACUUAGCCAUUUUAUAUCUUGCAAUUUAAUAUGUAAUAAUGUUUGAUCUCUCUUGUUUUCUCUAUUUUUAGUGUCUAUAAAUUACAUUUGUUUAUGUUACAAAACAUGGAUUCAAUACAUUCUUGUCAAUUAUGAGACAAUCAAUUAUGAUAAUGUGUUGAUGCCCUAUUUUAAAUAUUUGUAUUAUGGCCAAAUUUUUGUAAUAUCAUGUUAUGAUAUUGAAUUUUAAUUAAGACUACGUUCUCCUUGGUAUAAUGACGCAUAUCUUUUGCCCCAAAAAGUUAUGCUUUAAUAACAUUCAUAAAAUAUAAUAGACGAGUGCCUCUUAAUGUGAAAAUUCAAAUGCUGUUUUGAAUUUCAAAAGUAGGAAGUAUAUAAGUUUAGUGAAUAUAUUGCAAGCUCUACAUUUAAGCUUAAUUACAUCACAUAUUUAACUUAUUUGAUGGACAUAUAGUGAAUCACAAUUGUUUAAAUAACAAAAACUUUAUAAACAGGCAUUUGCAAACCUAUACAAAAGUCUUAAAAUUUUAUAAAAAAAAAAAAUAGUACAAUAACAUGGACUUAGAACAUAAUUAGUGGUUUUAAAAUUAUUUGAAUGGUCUUGGAGACAGUUAUUUUCUAUAUAUAGUUCAUUGAUAAGUUCAAAACUAGAGUGCCUUGUAUUUGCUUAGCAGAAUUAGUUAUAUUUGUCAAAUAAAAGACUAAUAACACUUGCCAAGGAAAGCUCAUACAUUCUCUGGCAAUGUCCUAUUUUAAAAUAUGACAAUAAUUGUAAGCAUUACAUGAAAUACUAUGUAGUUAAUAUAUUAAAUAUGUUUUAUAGCAAUUGUAAAUUGCAAAUUGGCUAAACUAUAAGGAGUUAAUAUUUUUGUACAUUGGGAUGAAGUCAGUGCAAGAGCACAAUUGUAUUUUAAUAAAUGGUUUUUUUGAA
Pieris brassicae (large cabbage white) is the source of this 3611-nucleotide messenger RNA. RefSeq lists its product as uncharacterized. Lineage: Eukaryota; Metazoa; Arthropoda; Insecta; Lepidoptera; Pieridae. The record is from RefSeq and is a predicted model, not a curated record. The coding region runs from base 480 to 2168 and encodes 562 amino acids. The transcript has a single exon.